CUUAGCGAGAUCUGGUAACGUUUACCCAGUAUUCCCCGCGACCGCGCAAAAUGGCGGCGAGCGCAAGCACAGACACAGCUGUCUUCGACUGCCCGUCAUGGGCAGGAAAACCUCCACCUGGACUCCAUCUGGACGUGGUUAAAGGAGACAAAUUAAUAGAGAAGCUGAUCAUCGAUGAGAAGAAGUUCUAUCUGUUCGGGAGGAACCCGGAUCACUGCGACUUCACGAUAGACCACCAGUCGUGCUCACGGGUGCAUGCAGCGCUCGUCUACCACAGACACCUCAAGAGAGUGUUCCUCAUCGACCUCAACAGCAGUGAGUGCUCAACGAGUCGCAUCCGACGCGUUCUGAGCCCUUCCCGUCUCAUCCCGAUUCGUCCUUGUUUAGCCCACGGCACAUUUCUGGGCAGAAUCCGGCUCGAGCCCCAGAAACCUCAGCAGGUGCCCAUCGACUCGACCAUGUCGUUCGGAGCGUCCACGCGCGUCUGCGCGCUCAGAGAGAAGCCACAGACACAGGGCAGCUCCGGCGCAGGAGACAGCAAAGGAGUGGAGGACGAGGAGCUGAAGGGACUGCUGGGACUGCCGGAGGAAGAGACUGAGCUUGAGAACCUGACAGAGUUUAACACGGCUCAUAACAAACGCAUCUCCACGCUCACCAUCGAAGAGGGGAACCUGGAAAUCCAGAGACCCAAGAGGAAGAGGAGGAGCUCGCGGGUUUCCUUCAGCGAGGAAGAGGAGAUCAUAAACCCAGAGGACGUGGACCCGUCUGUGGGACGCUUCAGGAACAUGGUCCAGACGGCUGUGGUUCCUAUUAAGAAGAAGAAGCUGGAAGGCCACAGCACGCUGGGUUUGGAGGAAAGCGUAGCGCGCCGGUUCCAGAGCUUCCCGCUGAGCGCCGGGCUUUACGGAGACCUUCCACCGGCCAGCCACGAGGCCGCAGGACAGGGCAGCACAGGCCAGGGCUCGUCGGCCAUCACCGGAGGCAUGCCUCUGCCCUUCCCCAACCCCGCCCCGGAGGUGGACCUCACGCCCACCGCGCCGCAGCCGCACGCUGUCCUGAACCCCGCCCCUGCCCCGGCCCCCGGACCCUACUCGGCCGAGCCCUUCAACGAGCCGCGCAAGAAGAAGUACGCCAAGGAGGCGUGGCCUGGGAAAAAGCCCACCCCCUCGCUGCUGAUUUAACAGGGAUGCUCAAACUGUGACAGAUCUGAGGAUUGCGUUCUUUUGAAGUUAUCUUUGCAACAGAUACAUGCUGUCAAACGAUUAAUCUUAACAGUUUUUGUUUGCAUAAUAUAUGCGUCUGUACUACUGUGUAUAUUUAUGCAGUAUAUAUAUAUAUAUAUAUAUAUAUAUAUAUAUAUAUAUAUAUAUAUAUAUAUAUAUAUAUAUAUAUACACACACAGUGCACAGAUACAUCAUGUAAACAAAAAUGCAAUUCUCGUUCGACAGCAUUACUUCAUAUUCAUAACACUGCCUGUUUCAGCUCGAGGCUUUGCCACAUGGGUUACUUAUUUCAAAAAAGCUGCUGAAGUCGACAUAUAAACCGUGGUUGUAUCUGUUCGGGCGAGCGAACAUCACAAAGACCUAUUUGGUUUUUACAAUAUCGCACGGGAAAUGUUGUUUUUUUGCAUUACAAAAUCAUUACACGUGCUCGUAAUGGAAAUCACCCAUAAUGCAAAAAAAAAGUCUUGGUAACACUUUGCAAACAGAUCGUAGUAGCUAACGCACGAGCUAAUGAGCUAUAUAUCUGUUGCAACGUUUGCUAUGUUCAUCGUCAGUUCAUCAGCUCCAUCAUAAAUAAUAUUAAAAGAAAAAACACUAACGUUUUAGCAAAUUCACUUAACUGAGAUGCUUGUUAUUUCAAAUCGACUGACGCACAACUAAUUUGCACGUACCAGAUGAAGCGUUACACGAUGAAAUCUUAUUGUAAAGUGUUACCGAAAUCUUUGAUUUUCUUCAUUUAUAAUAACCUGGAUACGGUUUUUGCUGAGUUUUCCCCACCUCGUGUUACAGGUUGAUCGUUUCAGGCUUUUCAGAGAUGAACCUCAGCCAGCUCCAGACGGAAAGCUUGGCCUCCGUUCAGUAGAUGUGAGUAGGUGGUUUGGAGAAAUGUCUUAUGCAGCAACCACUGCGUUUUAAUAGAAAAAUGUAUUGAAUACAUAGAUUUUGCUUUUUUUGAAAGCCUGAGAGCUUGUUUGCUAGCCAAGCAAUUUUCAACUAAGUUAGUUUUUAAAAAGACGUUUUUCCUGUUGUGUAUUUAAGUAUGAAUCGAACGUAUUAACGUUUUUAGCUGCUGACGGUUUUCUUGAGAGUGUGUUACAUUCAGGAUGUUUUGAACUGUUUGGGAAUAUCGUGUCGGUUUACAGAGGGAAAUGAGGACAAAGAUUUGUGUCAUUGAAUGCAGGAAGCUGUCUUGUAAUGUGAACUGUUUCGUUAACGUUUAUAUAUAUAUUUUUUUAUAUCACGAGAGGAUGGACUCGUCAGUGAAAAGCACAGGUGAAAAGACUAAACUUGAAAGGAAUUAUUAUUGGAUUAUUUGUCUAAUAAACAGCAUUCCUCGCCCUUAAUAUGAUACAUGGCAUGUUGUUUAAGAAAAUGUUAAGAAACGUACCAUUGGUUGCAAUAUGAAUUUGUGGAGGGUUGAAAAGUUAAAGAUAUCUGUGAUGUUCUGGUUGAUAGAUAAAAAAAAUAGAUAAAAAAAGAAGUAAAUAAAACUGCUGGCCAAGCAGUGUUAGGAUUUAUUUAUUAACUAGAUGCAUUUAUUUAAUUAAUUAUUAUUAAUUAUUUCUAUGACCUUUUUGACAUUUGACCAGACAAUAAAUAAAUCCUUUAUUUAUGACAUUUGACCGGAAAAUUAAAUAAAUCUUUCUUUUAUUUA
Puntigrus tetrazona (Sumatra barb) is the source of this 2877-nucleotide messenger RNA. RefSeq names its product protein phosphatase 1, regulatory subunit 8a (gene ppp1r8a). The record is from RefSeq and is a predicted model, not a curated record. The transcript is spliced from 6 exons. Lineage: Eukaryota; Metazoa; Chordata; Actinopteri; Cypriniformes; Cyprinidae. Gene Ontology annotation, molecular function: protein serine/threonine phosphatase inhibitor activity; protein binding; mRNA binding. The coding region runs from base 51 to 1181 and encodes 376 amino acids. Gene Ontology annotation, cellular component: nuclear speck.